AUGCUAAUCGUGCUCCUCUUUGGGGUUUUCUUCGGUUUUUCCGAGACGGCCCUCGAGCAACUCGCUCAAUUCACACAUUGGGAUAUUCUCACGAAAAUUGAUGGAGAAGUUUUAUUGACAACACCUGGCUCUCAAAAAUGUUUCGGACUUGGGCUUAAUUUUGGGACGGAUCUCGACUCAUCAACACAUAUCACUUUUCGAGGAGUUCGAGGUCCAAACAUCACCGAAUCAGUUUCCCGAGAAGUAAAGACUUUCUGUGCAAAAUUGGGUCAUAAAGACUCGAUCGAGUAUGAGUUAAUGCCCGUAAUGUUGAAAGACUUUGAGACGAUCAAUGUUGGAGAUGAACAACCGACGGCUAAAACAAAAGAAGCCGAAUUGGAUUACGAGUAUGAGCUUUCGCGAGAGAAAACGGAGAGAAUGAUUGAUUUGAGAACGGUUUUUGACGAGCUUCACAAUGGAAGAGUGGAUCAACUAGUGACAACGCAGAUUUUACAAGAGACUCUCACCGAAUUCCUUGGGAACCAUGUUGAUGAUUGGGCUUUAAAAAAUGGACCUGUUGAGCUGGCGUUAGCACGGGUGGCCACAAUCAAACCGGCAAAAUGUGAUAAACAAUUGAAUGUGAUCCAUUUACAAGUUUGCGUGCCGGCUCUUGACUUUUUCAACACAGGAAAUAUUGUUGAGAUCGUUCACAAAGGUCAAUUUGUCACAUUCAACAAUGAGACAUUCUACGCUCAAAUCUCUCUUCCAUCUCAUGUUUUUGUUCCAUCUGGUGAUGGACGAAUUGUGCCAAUUGAUGUGAAUCAAUGCAAAAGACCUACUCGCCACGAUUUCUUUUGUUCUCCGAAUGCUUUACUAUCAAAUAAUGCAUGUCAACCGCCAUUGUUAAAGAAUUGUUCGAUAAUCCUUUCCGACUCAAGAAUGCCUGCAAAAGUUCGAGAGUUCUCCAAUGGAUAUCUCGUCAGAUCAUUUAAAAAUAAUGUUGAGCAAAUCUGUGGAAAUCACACAACAAAGAUGAUCUUCCCGAUGCCAUUAAAUAUGUGGUGGAGACCAGUGGAUGAAUGUUUAUACACAAUUGGAGAACACAUUGAAAUGCCUUCACUCGAUGGAGUUGGAUUCGAGACUUUCCUUGAGAAUCAGCUCCGCAUCGAGAUCCUUCCCAAAGCAUUGGAUGGAUAUUUCUAUGAACGCUUACCUGGACCAAAAGAUCCACUUUCCCACUAUGAAAGUGUUUGGCGACAUCAAAGAAAAUUGCUCUAUGUACAAUCAGUAAAUGGGAACACACUGAUUGUUGGCCCAGCACAAGACAAAGCGCAAAAGAGUAAAUCGUCAACUGAAGCCUACCGUCCUCAACAAGAGCCAGUAUACGGCCAAACGGUGACGCCAAAAGAGAAGGUCGGUCUCUUCUCCGAGCCAAUGUUUCUUUUAAUGCUUUUCCUUUCACUUCUCCUCAAUGUGAUCAUUCUUGUCGUUUUUGUCGUUUUCGUUCUCGCUCGUCCCAGACAUCAGAAGUUAGCUCAACAUAUG
Messenger RNA from Mesorhabditis belari, 1524 nucleotides. The record is from the annotation of a GenBank genome assembly. NCBI's taxonomy places the organism in Eukaryota, Metazoa, Nematoda, Chromadorea, Rhabditida, Rhabditidae.